AUGGCGUUACCCUUACCGACCGGUCUGACACCUCUCGAAGUUGCAUUUCUCUGCGAGAUGGAGAUGGUGACGGUUGUACCUCGACAACGGCUAGAGGGUCUAAAGUUACUGGGGGGCGCCAUACCAACUCUUCGACCGCCCCUCCAAGCACCUCUUCCCCUAUGGCUCGCGCUGCUUCUCAAGCGUCAAGGCCGCGCCAACAUUCUCCCGCCGCCAUGGCUCCUCGCGCCAUCUCUCCAGCAGAUUCUGAGCUAUGAGACGGAGGUAUCACCGCUAACUUUCUCUCCACCGCCUCCACAUCCGUAUCCAGUCUCUGCAUAUUCUGCCUCGACCGACCGCAUCUCUCCGCCCUUCCUUCCCUCGUCAACUGUCAACGCCUCACCCGACCAUCUACCCUAUCACUGGCUCGAGUUGGGCGAAAUCUUACUCGAGGCAUGUAGCGAAGAUAUACCCGAUUCAGAAGUGGUGCGUGGCCUGCUUCGAGAUCUUCGCGAAGUACGAAUGGCCAAGAUGCGAAGUAGUAUCAAAGAGCUAGACAGCGGCGGAAUCAAUAGUCUACGGGGGGUUGGAUCCAUGGAGGUUGCGCAGGGUCGAGCUUUCAUUACCGGUGUCAUGGAUGGUCUGCGAAAGAUUGGACAGAGUCGGGAAGUUGCACGACGCGAAAGGGAGGAAGAAGAAGGAGAAGCAGAGCUCGGCUCGGAAAGCGAUACGGAAAUGAUCUAA
Messenger RNA from Blumeria graminis f. sp. triticale, 723 nucleotides. Lineage: Eukaryota; Fungi; Ascomycota; Leotiomycetes; Helotiales; Erysiphaceae. The record is from the annotation of a GenBank genome assembly.